AUGGUAGGUUUUGAUGGUGAGCUUAAAAUUAUAAAGGAUCAACUCAUUGAAGAAUCAAAAGAUACGACUUUCAUUUCAAUUGUGGGAAUGAGUGGGUUGGGUAAAACCACAUUGAUCAAAAAGGUAUUCGAGGAUAGUGAAAUUGAGUAUGAGUUUUUUCCUCGCCUGUGGGUUUAUGUAUCUAGAAGCAUGAAUAGGAGAGAAAUAUUCAUGGAUAUUAUAAGACAAUUUACCAAGCAAACCAAUGAUUACAAGAACAUGUCAGAGGAAGAAUUAGGUGAAAGAAUCAAGGAAUUUUUGAAGGAUGAGAAGUAUUUAAUUGCGAUGGAUGAUGUUUGGUGCAAGGAAGACUUGGAGCUUUUGAAAAUUGUUUUUCCUAAUAGCAAGAAUGGGAGUAGAGUAUUGAUAACAACACGUGAUUUCGGGGUUGCUAGAGAUGUUGAUUCCUAUGGCAAGCCACAUGCCUUAAAAUUUUUGUCCAACGAUGAAAGUUUUGAGUUAUUAACAAUGAAAGUUUUCGGCAAAGAAGCUUUCCCUGAGUAUCUUGAAUUCCCGGCGAGAAGAAUUGCAGAGAAAUGUAAUGGGUUACCGCUAGCAAUAGUGGUUAUUGCUGGUGUCCUUAAUAAAGGCCAAAGCUCAUUAUUGUGGAAUGAAGUGGCCGAAAAUCUUAUUUCAAUAUUCAAUCACGAAACCCAAGACUACAAUAAUAUACUAAGAUUGAGUUACAAUCAUUUGUCUAACCACACAAAAGAUUGUUUCUUGUAUCUUGCAGCAUUCCCAAUAGAGCAUGAGAUUUCUGUUUGGAAACUGAUUCGGCUGUGGAUUGCAGAAGGAUUUAUUCCUCCAGUAUCUGGUUCCACCAUGGAGCGCACAGCUUACUCAUACUUGAAGGAAAUUGUGAGCAGAAAUCUGUUGAUGGUGGUGAAAAGAAGAGCCGAUGGUGGUAUCAAAACAUGCCGCCUUAAUAACACAUUGCAUGAGUUUUGUAAGGAUGAAGCUGCAAAGAAUUAUCUCUUCCAUGAGAUAAAUGGGGCAAGAAUAGAAGGAAAUGAUAACUAUCGUCGCUUGUGCGUCCGUUCCUCCCUUAAAGACUUUAUAGGCUCGGAGGAAAAGCCAUCAGGUGAGCACAUCCGCUCUCUUCUAACAUCUCACAAAUUAGAUGUUCCAAAAGAGCACUUGCAGCAACGUCGGUACCGGAGACGUCCGGUCGCCACCAUUCCUCAUCAUGCUAUCACUGGAGCUCCACCAUCUCCAUCACCAACGAACUCCGACCAAAAGCCGCCGUCACAUCUCGCCAUUGCCGAAUCACCACCCUGCCGCUCCUCGCACCGGUCUCUAUCUCUCGACGAACCAGCUGGUGGCAAUCACAACGUCUCCACCGCUUUCACCCAUCCUUUCCCUUCAAUGACCAACAGCACAACCAUCACCUCCAACGUACGCUGCCAGGAUUGA
Ipomoea triloba (trilobed morning glory) is the source of this 1452-nucleotide messenger RNA. RefSeq names its product putative late blight resistance protein homolog R1A-10. The record is from RefSeq and is a predicted model, not a curated record. Gene Ontology annotation, molecular function: ADP binding. NCBI's taxonomy places the organism in Eukaryota, Viridiplantae, Streptophyta, Magnoliopsida, Solanales, Convolvulaceae. Gene Ontology annotation, biological process: defense response to other organism. Bases 1 to 1452 code for a protein of 483 amino acids. The transcript has 2 exons.